CUGUGGCGCUCAGGAAACGCAGCGCUCUGACGUUCAAGGCACGCGCUUAAAGAGGACUUUUACGCGUCUGGUCCGCCGCCUGUACCUCGGUUGCGCACGGAGAGGAUGCUUUAGAGUGUCCAACUCAUACCUGGAACGAGGAACCAGACAAAGCGCUUCUUUUGUUCAUAAAGGCAGCUGUUUUUUUUUUCUUCUUAUUAAUAUUAAUAUUAAUAUUAAUAUUAAUAUUCUGUUCUGGUGAAGAAUGCGCUUUUACGCACGAAUUCCUGCGUUCUCAAACUGAGUUCUUUUUUUUAAAAAAAGAGAGAACUGAAACACCAGUUCCUGCAGAAAGAGUCCAGGUGCGGGCGGGCUCUGCACUCUGAAAACACUUUUUAUUAUUGCUUUAUGGACUCUUCCUCCUCAGAAGUUGCUGACAGAGAACUUUUAUUCGAUAAGCGCGGCACGUUUCACUGAACCUGGUGAGUCGCGCGGAGCGACUUGAGGCGCACGGACCAACAGCAUCAGGUGUCGCGAGGAAGGAAGGAAGGAAGGAAGGAAGGAAAGAAGGAAGGGAGAGAGACGGGCACGUUUCUGCACAAAAACAGGACAGUACUAAGCUUUUUUUUUUGACGAUGACGGACGGAGCGAGACAGCGGAGCAGCGCGUCGGGCUCCUCCAAGGAUGCUCCUGCGGCGGAGGAGUCCGGAGGGGGGGUCGCGCUCAAGAAGGAGAUCGGGCUGGUGAGCGCCUGCGGAAUCAUAGUCGGUAACAUCAUCGGCUCGGGCAUCUUCGUCAGUCCCAAGGGGGUGAUGGAGAACGCCAGCUCCGUGGGCCUGGCUCUGAUCGUGUGGAUCAUCACCGGCGUCAUCACCGCCAUCGGGGCGCUGUGCUACGCCGAGCUGGGCGUCACCAUCCCCAAGUCGGGAGGGGACUACUCCUACGUCAAGGACAUCUUCGGCGGGCUGGCGGGCUUCCUGCGUCUGUGGAUCGCCGUGCUGGUCAUCUACCCCACCAACCAGGCCGUCAUCGCGCUCACCUUCUCCAACUACGUCCUGCAGCCGCUGUUCCCCACCUGCUUCCCGCCGGAGACCGGCCUGCGCGUGCUGGCCGCCAUCUGCCUCCUGCUGCUCACCUGGGUGAACUGCUCCAGCGUGCGGUGGGCCACCAGGGUCCAGGACGUCUUCACCGCCGGAAAGCUGCUGGCCCUCGCCCUCAUCAUCAUCAUGGGCAUCGUGCAGAUCUGCAAAGGAGAGUACUACUGGCUGGAGCCCGCCAACGCCUUCGAGCCCUUCCAGGACUACGACGUGGGUUUGAUAGCUUUAGCCUUUCUACAGGGCUCCUUCGCCUACGGAGGGUGGAACUUCCUCAACUACGUCACGGAGGAGCUGGUGGAUCCUUAUGUGAACCUCCCGCGUGCCAUCUUCAUCUCCAUCCCCCUCGUGACCUUCGUCUACGUCUUCGCCAACAUCGCCUACGUGACGGCCAUGAGCCCUCAGGAGCUGCUGGCCUCCAACGCCGUGGCCGUGACGUUCGGGGAGAAGCUGCUGGGGGUCAUGGCGUGGAUCAUGCCCAUCUCCGUGGCGCUCUCCACCUUCGGGGGAGUCAACGGUUCCCUCUUCACGUCCUCAAGGUUGUUCUUUGCUGGAGCCAGAGAGGGCCAUUUGCCCAGUCUGCUGGCCAUGAUCCACGUAAAACGCUGCACUCCCAUCCCGGCUCUGCUCUUUACUUGCCUGUCCACGCUGCUCAUGCUGUGCACCAGUGACAUGUACACACUCAUCAACUACGUGGGCUUCAUCAACUACCUCUUCUAUGGAGUGACCGUCGCCGGGCAGAUCGUGCUGCGGUAUAAACAGCCCGACAUCCACCGGCCAAUCAAGAUCAGCCUGAUCUGGCCCGUCAUUUACCUCAUCUUCUGGGCCUUCCUGCUCAUCUUCUCCCUCUACUCCGAGCCCAUCGUGUGCGGCAUCGGCCUGGCCAUCAUGCUCACCGGCGUGCCCGUCUACUUCCUGGGGGUCUACUGGGAGAACAAGCCUCAGUGCAUCAACGCCUUCGUCAAUAAAAUGACGUACCUGGGCCAGAAGCUGUGUGUGGUCGUCUAUCCGGCCGAGAGCAAAGACAGCGACGGCGGGGAAGAAGGCGAGGAAAUGACGGAGGCCCGGUCUCCUCUGUCCAAGGCGGACGGAGACAACCACAAGUCAGCAGACUGCUAAGGCGCACCUUUUUUUUGUUUUUUUGUUUUUUGUUUUAUUUUUUUUUACUCCCACCCUCUCGAUCACACACACACUUGGGUACACACACCUGCACAGAACAUGCAAGAAGUGGACUGACUCGCGUUCCUCCCACACUUUCUGUUUUUCAGGUUUAAGUUUCAUAUCAAUCAAUAUUUUUAUUUUAUUUUUUUUCCAAUUUCAAAUCCAUCAAGAGGUGUUUAACGUCACGCAGCCUCGGCGGUUUCCGUCUGAGGCCCAUCAGAAGUGCAAUAAAGACCGGUCAUCAGCUCCGAGCUCCUCCAUCCGUUCAGAGACACACAGAGACUCUUUCUCCACUGUGAUGGCGAACACUCCGCUCCUCCUUUUUUUUUUUAAUUUCUUUUUCAACACACCAAAGCUGCAUUUUUGAUCGUCGAAAAUCAAGACUGAGAUCAAGUCAUGUGCUGAAGUACACUAAUGUGGAGAAGAUGACCGUGAUUCUGAAAUGUUGCUCUUUUUUUGUAAUUGUGAUAAUUGCUGGUAUUAUCUGCCUUUGUUUUUUUAUUAAUUUUUUUUAGUCUUAAUAUUUUAAUUUUUAGCCGUGUAGACACUUUCUUUUCUAACAACAUUCAUCCGGUCCUCCCCCCCGAUACACCUUUUUACUUUUAUUUUUUUACUCUUGAUAAAUGUGUAACAUCUGGAAGCUGUUGUGAGAUUUUGUGACGUGUGUCGGUGAAUGUGCGCAGUGUUAUUAUUUUUUUUAAUUCAUUGCCUUAAUUGCAGUGUAUUCUGUGUGUCUGACGACCGGCUUCACACUUUUAUCCAAACUAAAACAAAAAAAACUGACACUGCCUCGCUGUUAAUGGCUGCAAUCCAGCACGGACUGGAAACAAAAGAAAAUCUGCAGUUUUAACCUCCAUAUUUGUACUGUUUGGUAUGUAAAAAAACCCCAAAACCGACUCAUGUGAAUGCUUUUGAAACCGGGUUCUUUCUUCCUUUUUUAAGAUCUUGAUUGUCUUUCUAUUUUUUUUUUUUUUUUUUUGUACUUUGUCAUUUAAAUCAAGGGUGUCAAACACAUGUAUUUUAGUUCUGGGGUCACAUACAGCCAAGAUUGUGCCAUAAUGACCUUUAAAUUCAUGAUGAAAAUGUCUGUUUUCUGAAAAACCUGACAAAAAAACUUCUCAUUAAGCUGUUUUAGUAGUUCUGUUUUAACAAACUCCUCCUGACAACUACUCUUAAGAAAUUUCUUUAAAAAAAAAAUCUAUGUUUUCUUUCCUUGUUGGUUUUAUAGUCUGGAUUAGCACCUCCUACCGGCCAGUUUUGGCCCACGGACCUCAUGUUGGACACCCCUGGUUUAAGCCGUUCUUUUUGCUUUACUUAGGACAGUGGUUUUCAAAGUGUGGGGCAGCUCACUGGAUCCCUUUUGCCUGCCUUCCUCUCUUUCAUCCUCCAGGAGAAAAUCGUGUUCAAACGGAAACUAAAACUGUCAAUUAUAGAAAUUAGAACCAGAAAACACGCAAAGACUUGACUGGAAAUUUCAAAUUGAACGAGCACAUAAAGACUUUUUGUUGCCUUUUUUUGCCCAACUGCCUUUAAUCAUAUUUUAUCAGAUGAAAAACAUAAGGAACUGUGUUUUAGGCACAAAAAAGUGUAAAUAAUUACAAAAUAUGUGCACUUUGUCGGCUUUUCCCCCCAGAAUAAUUUAUAUUUUAGAAGGAAACAUAAUCAAAAGAUAAAUAUUUUAGCACAGAUUUCACAAUAAGUGCAAUACAGAUGAAUUUAAAGGAGGAUAUAGUCUUCAGUGCCAAAACAAGGAGUUUCCUGAUGUUUCGUUGCCUGUUCGGUUUCGUCCUCCCACACUUAGGAAACCCGCUGAUUUAGUGCCUAGAAGCAAGCUUUACAUCAAAAGACAACGUUUCUUUAUUCUUUGAGUCACCCAGAAGGCAUCUCAGUGCAAUAACACGAAACUCCCGGAAGGAUGAUCCACCUGUAUAAGCUGUCUUCAGUUUUUAUAAUCUAUCAGUGUCUCAGGGCAACCUGCAUCCUUCACACACACACUCACUCACACACACACGCCUCAGGAGCUGAAGGGGUACAGGGUGUCUGGAAUGUCUUCACAGCAGCGCGGUUAUUUGUGUCUUUACAGCCAAAGCAGAUACAUCCUGACGGGUCUGUUCAUCGUCUCUUUAGUGAAUAAAAAAAACAACCACUGUUUCAGUUUCUACACCGAGGCCUCGUUUGUAUUAAAAUAAAGAAAUAACUGCCUUGU
This is a messenger RNA of Salarias fasciatus (jewelled blenny), 4440 nucleotides long. It is a transcript of the gene slc7a8a, whose product is annotated as solute carrier family 7 member 8a. Gene Ontology annotation, biological process: amino acid transmembrane transport; neutral amino acid transport. The transcript has 11 exons. Gene Ontology annotation, molecular function: neutral L-amino acid transmembrane transporter activity; L-amino acid transmembrane transporter activity. Bases 615 to 2192 code for a protein of 525 amino acids. The record is from RefSeq and is a predicted model, not a curated record. NCBI's taxonomy places the organism in Eukaryota, Metazoa, Chordata, Actinopteri, Blenniiformes, Blenniidae. Gene Ontology annotation, cellular component: membrane.